Molecule: messenger RNA, 2003 nt
Organism: Dryobates pubescens (Downy woodpecker)
Lineage: Eukaryota; Metazoa; Chordata; Aves; Piciformes; Picidae
Gene: STX16
Product: syntaxin 16
Exons: 8
Coding region: 214-1182 (322 amino acids)
Biological process (GO): intracellular protein transport; vesicle fusion; vesicle-mediated transport
Cellular component (GO): endomembrane system; membrane; SNARE complex
Molecular function (GO): SNARE binding; SNAP receptor activity
Source: RefSeq, a predicted model, not a curated record
GCUGCUGCUGAGGCGGCAGUCGGAUCCGGGGGGGAUGGAUGGGGCAGGCAGCCGGGGGGCCCCGGCGCCGGGGGCCUGCGCCCAGGCCCUGUGAGCGGCUAGCGGGGGGCGGCCGCCGUCUGUGCCCCCGGGCCCCGGGCUGAGCUAGGGCCGAGGGCCCGGCAGCGAGGCGCUGAGCGGGCCCCGGGGCGGGGGGCCCCGGGGCAGUAAGCCAUGGCCACCCGGCGUCUAACGGACGCGUUCUUGUUGUUGCGGAACAACGCGGUGCAGAGCCGGCAGCUGCUGGCCGAGCAAGUGAGUAGUUACGGCUCCUCCAGCCCUCUGAGUUCACGUAGCAUGGCUGCUGCGCUUGCUGAUGAUCGUAUGGCACUGGUGUCAGGCAUAAGUUUGGAUCCUGAAGCAGCAAUUGGAGUAACAAAACGCUUACCUCCCAAAUGGGUUGAUGGAGCAGACGAAAUUCAAUAUGAUAUUGCCAGGGUUAAACAGAAGAUGAAAGAAUUAGCCAGUCUUCAUGAUAAACAUCUAAACAGACCAACACUGGAUGACAGCAGUGAAGAAGAACGGGCAAUAGAAAUAACAACCCAGGAGAUCACACAGUUGUUUCACAGAUGUCAAAGAGCAGUCCAGGUCUUGCAGAGCAGGUCACGUAGUUGCACAGAGCAAGAAGCACGUGUUCUCAGGAAUGUAGUGUCUUCCUUAGCACAGUCCCUUCAGGAUCUAUCCACCAACUUUAGGCAUGCACAGUCUGACUAUCUGAAACGCAUGAAGAAUAGAGAAGAAAGAUCCAAACACUUCUUUGACACCUCAGUCCCACUGAUGGAUGAUGGAGAGGAUGAUACACUUUAUGACAGGGGUUUUACAGAUGACCAGCUAGCAUUGGUGGAGCAAAACACGUUAAUGGUGGAAGAGCGGGAACGUGAAAUCCGUCAGAUUGUACAGUCAAUCUCCGAUCUCAAUGAAAUAUUUAGGGACCUGGGAGCAAUGAUAGUAGAACAGGGAACAGUUCUAGAUAGAAUUGACUACAAUGUUGAACAAUCAUGUAUGAAAACUGAAGAGGGUCUAAAGCAACUACAUAAGGCAGAGCAAUAUCAAAAGAAGAAUCGGAAGAUGCUUGUUAUUUUAAUUUUGUUUGUUAUAGUAAUUGUCCUUAUUGUUGUUCUUAUUGGUGUAAAGUCACACUAGGUUUCAAUUCAUUUUAUCAUUUUUGGAGUUCCUGUGAACUUUUUUUUUCCCCAAUGUGAAUGGAUGGGCCUGCACUCCAGAAAGCUGCCUUUGAAUGUAUAAGCCCUUGUGGUGCAAAGUCUGUGCAAUGUUUCUGUAGAAUUCUUCAAAGCACUAGUUUGGUGAUCUGUGAGGUGUCUGUAAGGACUACAUGGAUAACGUCUGGAAAUUUGAUACUCCCAUACAAGUGAUUUGUCACUCUGCACAGAGGUAUUUGGAAACACAGUACUUAAAAAUAAUUACAAAGUUGAAGUUUACCAAGUGGGUACAGUAAUUAGUGUGGUACUGUGAACAAAAAAUGUGUUGUCUUCUCUCUUAUGUCGCAAUUCUUACAAGCUUCAAAAUUAAACCAUGCUACUGAGACAUGGGACUAGAUAACAUAAAAAGGAUCUAGAUGUAAAAUAUGCUGAGGCAUAAAAAUGUUUGACUUGAUCUCAUUCUUUUUUCCAGAUUCAAAAACUCAAAAGAAUUGGAGAGACAGCUGAAAAACAAAGCCUUUAACAAGCAGAACGUAAUCCAACCCCUGUGAUCUUAAUUUAGAUACUGCACCAUUACUAAGAAUCAGAGUAGGACUUGAUCUUGUAAAUAACCAGAUUUAAUCACUGGCAUAAUGUAGCACAUUUAGUUAAUUAAAAAAAAAUUCUGAGCUUGAGUAGUCAUGGGAAUGUUUUUCCUCACCAGAAUGAUCAUACAGAUUUUUGUCAUGUACAAUUUCUUUAAAGUACAGACAUUGCAUUAAAGCAAUGGGGAAGUUAAACCUGAAAAACUGUUGGGUUUUUUUG